AUGGAUAGAUGGAUCUACGAGCCGCGGUUGACGCUGCUGUUUGACGCUGACGUGCUGGACUCUUUCGGGGAGCCUGGGCUGUGGAAGCCCCAGGACACCGUGGAGAUCAUCAGCAGCUACAGACUGGUACCGAAGAAAUCAAAGGUGGUGCUGCUGUCUUGUGGGUCUUUCAACCCAGUGACAAAUAUGCACCUGCGCAUGUUUGAACUGGCAAGAGAUCACCUGGAGGACACGGGACGGUAUGAAGUGGUGAAGGGGAUCCUGUCACCAGUGGGCGAUGGCUACAAGAAGAUAGGCCUGAUCGAGGCCAGCCAUCGGGUGGAAAUGGCCAAGCUGGCGGUAGAGAGCUCCAGCUGGAUUGAGGUGGACAGCUGGGAGAGCAGGCAGGCCGACUGGCAAGAGACAGUCAAAGUGCUACGGCAUCAACAACAGGAACUGCUCUCCCAGGAACCGGACACUGAUGUGGUAGGCACUGCAAAACCUGGCAGGAAAAGAAAACGCAUGGAUGCCAGCAGUGCCACCAAGAGGAGGAAGCUCGAAGAGCCUGAUAUUGCACCUAAAAAAACAGGUGAGCCGCGCGUGAUGCUACUCUGCGGUGCUGAUGUGCUGGAAUCAUUCGGUGUGCCGGGGCUGUGGAAGCCUCAGCACAUCGAGGAGAUUGCCAGCACAUUUGGACUGGUGUGCAUCACCCGCGGCGGAUCGGAUGCGGAAGCCUUCAUACAGGGCUCCGACCUCCUCUUGCCACACCGCAGCAACAUCCACGUGGUGCAGGAGUGGGUGGCCAACGAUGUGUCGGCCACUCGCAUCCGCCACGGGCUGCGGUGUGGCCACAGUGUCCGCUACCUUCUGCCCGACCCGGUGCUCGGCUACAUUCAGGAGCGGCAGCUGUACAAUGCGGAGAGUGAGCAGAGGAACGAAGGGGUUGUGCUGGCUCCUCUCCAGAAAUAUUCUGGUCCGGCGGCUCAGGGCGGGAAAGCGGUGCAGCAUCAACACUGUUUAUGGUGGGGAUGGGGGUGCUGCUGACUUCAGCUGGGAGAGGGAAGUCUGGGUUUCCCUGCUUAGACUGCUGCUCCCGCGACCCGACCUGGAAAAGCGGUAGAUGAUGGAUAGAUGGAUCUGUA
Brienomyrus brachyistius is the source of this 1121-nucleotide messenger RNA. RefSeq names its product nicotinamide/nicotinic acid mononucleotide adenylyltransferase 1-like. The transcript is spliced from 7 exons. NCBI's taxonomy places the organism in Eukaryota, Metazoa, Chordata, Actinopteri, Osteoglossiformes, Mormyridae. The record is from RefSeq and is a predicted model, not a curated record. Gene Ontology annotation, biological process: NAD+ biosynthetic process. Gene Ontology annotation, molecular function: nicotinamide-nucleotide adenylyltransferase activity; nicotinate-nucleotide adenylyltransferase activity. The coding region runs from base 1 to 1023 and encodes 340 amino acids.